Dermatophagoides farinae (American house dust mite) is the source of this 1569-nucleotide messenger RNA. Its product is annotated as notchless protein homolog 1. Gene Ontology annotation, cellular component: nucleolus. The record is from RefSeq and is a predicted model, not a curated record. NCBI's taxonomy places the organism in Eukaryota, Metazoa, Arthropoda, Arachnida, Sarcoptiformes, Pyroglyphidae. Gene Ontology annotation, molecular function: protein binding. Gene Ontology annotation, biological process: Notch signaling pathway; ribosomal large subunit assembly.
UUCAAAACGAUGCAUUGAUAUUGUCAAGUCACGUGGAUACCAUCACCAUCAAUCAUCAACACGAUUUAAUGUUCCAAAAAGAAUUUAUACAACAUAAAUCAUGAAUUCCGAAACGAAUCGUACCCGUACGGUUUUAGUACAAUUUAAAACCGAUAACGAUGAAACAAUUGGUGCACCAUUCGAUGUUCCUAUUGAUAUUAGUGCAGAUAAAUUACAAUUAAUUUGUGAUACAUUUCAACAGACCGAAGAAUCAUUUCGACAACCAUAUUUAUUCUUUAUACAGGAUACUGAAAUCAAAACAACACUUGCCGAUUGUAUUGAUCAAUUUGAUGGUGAUCAAAUUCAGCUUGAAAAAUGUGUAGAAAUUGUUUGUGCAGCACAAGCUUUAUUUCAUGUUGAAUCUGUAACACGAUGUUCCAGUUCAUUGGCUGGCCAUUCCGAUGCCAUUGUAUCGGUUGCAUUUAGUCCAGAUGGUAGUUCAUUAGCCACCGGUUCUGGUGAUACUACCGUACGAUUUUGGGAUGUAUUGACCGAAACACCAUUUCGCCAAUGUCAAUCACAUAAACAUUGGGUAUUGGCUAUUGCAUGGUCACCAGAUUGUGUACGUCUUGCAUCUGCUGAUAAAAUUGGUGCCAUUUAUGUUUGGAAUACUAAAACCGGUGAACAAAUCGGUGGAUGUUUACGUGGCCAUAAACAAUGGAUCAAUGGAUUAGCAUGGGAACCAUGUCAUUCGAAUAUUGAAUGUCGACGUCUAGCAAGUGCAUCAAAAGAUACAUCAAUUCGAAUCUGGGAUGUUAUUCUUGGCCAAUGUCUUUAUACGCUUAGUGGUCAUACACAAAGUGUUUCAUCAAUUAAAUGGGGUGGUACUGGACUUAUCUACAGUGGAUCACAUGAUCGUACGAUUAAAGUUUGGAAAGCUGAAAAUGGUAUUCUAUGUCGUACAUUGAGUGGACAUGGACAUUGGGUCAAUACAUUGGCAUUAUCCACUGAAUAUAUCAUGAGAAUUGGAUUUUAUGAUCCAACUAAUCAACAAAAACUGAAUGCAUCAUCAUCACAAGAAUUACAAGAAAAAAUUCAAAAACGUUAUGAACAAAUACGAUUACAGCAUGAACGUUUAGUUUCUGGUUCAGAUGAUUUUACAUUAUUUCUUUGGAAUCCUGAAACAGGAAAAAAACCAAUUUGUCGUAUGACUGGUCAUCAACAAUUAAUCAAUGAUGUAAAAUUCUCACCAGAUGGUCGUCUUAUUGCAAGUGCAUCAUUUGAUAAAUCAAUUAAAUUAUGGAAUGGUUUCACGGGAAAAUUUCUAACAUCAUUACGUGGCCAUGUACAAGCUGUUUAUCAAAUUGCAUGGUCAGCUGAUAAUCGAUUAUUAGCCAGUGGUAGUGCUGAUUCAACAUUAAAAAUAUGGAAUAUCAAACAAGCUAAAUUAUUACAUGAUCUACCUGGUCAUUCUGAUGAAGUAUUUGCAUUGGAUUGGAGUCCAGAUGGUUUGCGUGUUGCAAGCGGUGGUAAAGAUCGUAUACUAAAAAUAUGGCGAAGAUGAAAUAAAUCAAUUUAUCAAAGAAUUUU